UCCCCCUGCUUGUGUUCCCUCUCUCACUGGCUGUCUCUAUCUCUGUCGAAUAAAUAAAUAAAAUCUUAAAAAAAAAAAACACAUUCCUUUUUUCUUGACCAGUCUUACCAUGGCUUUUAACACUAUCAUACUAGAUUUUUAAAUUACAAUAAAAAAUGAACUCUAUGUUAAUAAAAAUAAAAAGAAGAAAUAGAUAACAUUUCUACAAAAUAUAAAUUUCAAAAUUGACUCAAGGUGGUGUGGAAAACCUGAAAAGAAUAGUUGAAUUUGAAAUAGUAAGAAAAAAAAUCUACUUACAAAGAUUUUACCAGGCUUACAGGAUCAAAUAACCUCUGUCUUAUACGAAUUGCUCCAACAACUAGAAAAGGUGGAAGCUCUGUAACUUACUUAUGUUGGGAGUACAAUCUCGAUUAUAAAACCAGAUAUGGGAGCACCUUGGUGGCUCAGUCUGUUGCGCAUCCAACUCUUGAUUUCUGCUCAGGUCAUGAUCUCAGGGUUGUGAGAUCAAGACCCCUCAUCGGCCCUGUGCUCAACUUGGAGUCUGCUUGUCUCUUUCCCUCUGCACCCCCUUCCCCAUGCCCCUCUCGCUCUCAAAUGAAUAAAUAAGUAAAACCUUAAACAAACGAGAUAGGGACUGAAUAACAAAGAAAAUUAUAAGCCAAUCUCACUUAGAAAUAUAUUUGUAAAAAUUCUAAAUAAAAUUUUAGCAAACUGAACCCAACAAUGGAUGAAAAUGAUAAUAUAUCUUGGCCAUAUAGGUAGAGUUUAUGCUAGGAACUGGGGAUACUAUGACAAUAGAAAAUCUUGAUUGAUCACAUUAUCAACCUGUAGAAAAAUCUACAUGAUCAUCUUAGUAAAUGUUUGAUGAACAUUUGAUAAAAUUCAGUGUUUAUUUGUGGAAAAAUAAAACCUAACACAUAAAAAGAGAAGGAAAUUUCUACACUUGAUCUUAGCCAAAAGGCCAAGAAGCGAUAGAGAAGGAAAUUUCUAUAACCUGAUGAACAGAGUUUAACAAAACCUUCAGUGAACAUCAUAUUUAAAGGUGAAAUGUUAGAAAUAUUCCUUGUAUAGUAAAGAAUAAGACUUUAUUAUUAUUAUUAUUUUACUUUUCAAAGAUUUAUUUAUUAGAGCGUGUGCGCGCUCACACACAGGAGCAUGAGCUGGGGGAGGGACAGAGUGAGAAGGAGAAGCAGGCUUCCCGCUGACCAGGGAGCUGGAUGUCCGACUGGUUCCCAGGACCCCAGGAUCAUGAUGCAAGCCAAAGGCAGACGCUUAACUGAUUGAACCACCCAGGUGCCUCAAGAAUACGACUUUUUAAAAAUAAUGUUAUUUUAAAAAAUACCCCAUUUUCAAUAGCAAUAGAAACCGUAAGACAUCUAAUAAUCCAACAAAAGAGGUGAAGAUAUGUUUGGGGAAAACUAGAGAAUAAUUUCAGGACUUAAAAGAAAUCUAAAAUGAAUGAAGAGAUAUGAAGAUAAAUGAAUAAAUGAAGAUCCAUGUAUUUGAAGACUCAUUAUCGUAAACAUGGUAUUCUCUUCAAAUUAAUCUAUAAAUGGAAUUGAAUUAUAAUCAACAUCUCAAAAAUUUUUUUCUGUAGCUUAAAAAUCUUUCUAAUAAUUAAGGUACAAAGCAUAGAAUUUUGAAAAUUAAGUAGAGGAAUUUACUUUAUCAGAUAUUAAGGCUUUUUAUUCUAUCCUUUUAUGUUCAGUCUAUUGUUAUAUUUACAGUGUGUCUCCUGAAAAGAGGAUAUACUGGGUUUAUUUAAAUUCAGUCUGAUAAUGUAGUGUUUAGUUUUAUUAACAUUUAGUGGAAUAAUGUAUUUGUGUUUAAAACUAUCUUCUUGCCAUUUAUUUUCUAUUUGUCUUUAUUCUUCUGCUCCUCCUUUUUGGCCUUCUUUCAGAUUUAUUAGGUAUUUUUAUGAUAUUUCAUUUCUUCUUUUCUGUUGACCUUCUUUCUUCUUUCUUUUUGUUUUAUGGCUUUUAGUGGUGAAUUUAUUCUAAUUCUAGGAUUACAACAUGCAUCCUUAACAUCCUAGUCUACUUUGAAUUAAUAUUAUAUCACUUAAUGUUCAACAUAAGAACUUUAUAAAAGGACUCUACAAAAAAUACAAUCUCAUUUGUCCUUCUUUUGCUUUUUGUAUUAUUGUAUUUAUUAUUUCUACAUCUAUUAAAUCCCUACCAUUCAUUGCCAUUUUUAAAAUAGUCUUUUAUGUUACCAAUAUAUGUACUAUUUUCAGUGCUCUACUUUUCCACAUAUCCAGGAUUAAACCUGGAACCAUUUCCUUUCAGCCUGUAGAACUUCAAUAUUUUUUAGAGUGUGUGUUUACUGAUAACAAACACUUUCAGCUUUUGUUCGCCUGAAAAUGCCUUUAUCUUGCUUUCACUUUCAAAGGAUAUUUUUGCUGGGUGUAGAAUUCUAUAUUUUGUCUGUUAGCACUUUAAAGAUGUCAUUCCACUGUCUUUUGGCUUACAUUGUUUCUGAUGAGAGGACAAUUUUUAUUCUUGUUCUCCUAAAUGUAAUGUGUUUUUUACUUUGACUAUUAAUUUUUUAUCUUUUCUUUAAUUUUCCGCUAUUGACUAAGAUGUGUCUAAGUGGGGUUUUCUUUGUAGUGUUUAUCCAACUUAGGGUUCAAGAGCUUCUUGGAUCUUGGGUUUAUGUCUUUCAUAAAUUUUGGAAAAUUUUCAGCUAUAUUUGUUCAGAUUUUUCUCCUAAGCUCUUCUCCUUAUGUAUUACAUGUAUUGCAUGUGUUUCUGAAUAGUUUGAUAGUGUUUCAUAGGUAUCUGAUGCUCUGUUCUGCUACUUUCAUUUUUUCUCUGUAUUUCAUUUUGGAUCAUUUCUGUGGACCUAUGUUUAAGUUCACUGACCCAUUCUUAUGUUGAGUCCAGUCUGACGCUAAGCCCAUCUAAUGAAUUCUUUAUUUGAGAUACUAUACUUUUCAGUUCUGGAAUUUUCAUUUUGUCCUUUUUUAGGGUUCCAUUUCUCUGCUAAAAUUCCCUUUCUAUUCAGCCAUUUUGUCCAUCUUUUCACUAAAUUAUCUAACAGAUUCAUAGUAGCUAUCUUUGCUAAUUCCAAUACUUGGGUCAUCUAUAGAUCUGCUGAAGUGAUUUUAUACGUUGGAUGUUGUGUUUAAAAGAAUAAUAGACACUGAAGUAGAUAAUGCCUUUUCUCAGAGACAACACACCAUUUUCUUUGCCCCACAGCCUGAAUAAGGGACAUAUCACUUCAGUCCACCUAGGGAUCAGACUGAGUUAUAGCUUUAUUUAAAUAGUUUCAGUUUACCUCUGAUUUCAGAUAUUUGGGAGUGAGUUCAGUUCCCUCCAUCAGGGCUUUGGGAAGUACCCAAGAGCGCAGAAAUCUUUCUUUGCUUUUCAGUUCAUACACCCAGUUUCCUAUGAAGCUCCGCUUAGGGGAUGGUUUCUUUGAUCUUAUUAGGUGUUGAGAUGGUUUGGGGCUGGAUUGUAAUUUUACUUUACUUAGUUGCACUUUAACUCUGUGACACCUCAAUAUGGCUAAGUCUCAAAACACAAUGAUGAAAGAAACCGAUACAAAUGAGUACAAGCUGUAUGAUUCUAUAUAUAUAAGUUUCAGGGAAAAUUAAUCUGUUAGAAAUAAGGACCAUGCUUUUCUUGGGAAGGAGGGAGAGAAGUGAUUGGGAGGGGGCAUGCAGAGGGCUUCUCAAGUGCUGGUAAUAUUCUAUUUCUUUACCCUGGGUAGUGAUUACCUGGGUGUGUUAACUUUGUGAAAAUUUAUCGCUCUAUAUACUUCUGAUUUGUGUUCUCUUCUUUAUGUAUGUUAUAGUUUAGUAAUUAAAAAAAAGUGUGUGGGGUGGGAAAAUAUAUAAAAAAAACCAAGAGAAAUCAAGCUACAGAGUAGGAGAAGAUAUUUACAACACAUACAACAAAGGAUUUGUAUCCAGAAUGUUUUAUUUUUAAAAAUUCCUACAAAUCAAAAAAUGACAACAAAAUCUUUAAAAAGCACCCCAAUAGCAAAAUGAGCAAAGGAUGAGGAAAAUCAAAUAACAGCAAAAGAGGCCUGUAUGGCUCAUAAUUCUAUGAAACAGUAUUCAACCUCACUAAUAAUCAUGGAAAUACAAAUUAUAACCUUACUGGGAUACCAUUUCACAUUCAUUUGGGCUAAAGCCAAAAUAUCUAAUAAUACCAAGUUGGUGAGAAUUUGAGGAAACAGAAACUCUCAAACACUGCAGAUAGUAGUGUAAAUUGUUAAAAUUUCUAGAUCAAAUUGAUCAGUUACUGACUUGAAGAUAUGCUGAUUCUAAGUUUCUGCAAUUUUACUUCUGUAAAGAAAGAUACUCUUAUCAUAAAGACUUUCACCCACAUAUGCUAAGGAUAUAUACACAAAGAUACAUACUUCAAAUUUAUUUAUAAUAGCAAAAAAUUAGAAACACCUAAAUAUUCAUCAUUAGAGAAAUGGAGAAACACCUGAUAGCAGUUAAAGUGAAUAAAGUAGAUUUGCAUGCAUCAACAUGAUAAAAACUUAAAAAACAUAAUACUGAAUGAAAAAAGCAAGUAGCAUAAGGAUAUAUAUACUGAGAAAACAUCUAAGUUUUAAAAGGACAGCACAUAUUGUUUAUGGAUAUGUAUAUGAUAAAAGAAUAAAAUAUAGUAAGGAGAGAGAUUCAUCAACUUCGGAAUAGCUAUUACCUCUGGACAAGGAAGGAAAUGGGCAAAAAUGUUAACAUUUAUUAAAUCUAGGCAGUGGGUACGUAGUUGUUUAAUAUAUAUGAUAUUCUCUGUACUUGUUGAUUAUGAAUUUGAAAUAGUUUCAUUUUUUUAAAAAGCCAGAGGCCAAGGUAUGAAGGGUAUUGGAAGCCUUCCUCCCUUUUCCAAACACUCUUCGUCUUUUAAUUCUUUAUAGAUACAGCUUUCACGGUCACUUUGCAUCUAUAUAUUGGUUUGUGCCCUGUCACCACCAGAUCAAGGAGGAGGGUUAAAUACUUGAAGAUGAGAAAAAUUGAUCUGUGUUUGAGCUCUGAGGGGGCUGAAGUGAUUUUGGCUACAUCAAGUGAUGAAAAACACCCACCUGAAAAUAUGAUUGAUGGGAAUCCAGAAACAUUUUGGACCACAACAGGAAUGUUUCCCCAAGAGUUCAUUAUUUGUUUUCACAAACACGUAAGGAUUGAAAGGCUUGUAAUCCAAAGUUACUUUGUGAGGACCUUGAGGAUUGAAAAGAGCACAUCUAAAGAGCCAGUUGAUUUUGAGCCAUGGAUUGAAAGAGAUCUAGUCCACACAGAGGGGCAGCUUCAAAAUGAAGAAAUUAUGGUGGUAGUGUUUGUUUAAUUAAGGUUUCUCUAAAUGAGGCUGAAAGAGGAACCUAGUCCAUUAAGUUUCCUUCUUCACAACUUACUGGGUGCUGCUAUGAAAUCCGUGCUUCAAAAGAUUCUGUAGGAAGUUUUUGAAUGCUGUUAAUUAUCUUCUCCACCACCCAAAUGUGCCCAACGACUGGAGAGGCCAGUGGGGGCCAGAAAAAUGAUUAAUUAGACUGAAUUUUAUCUGCCGGUUUUUCUCCAUCUUUACUAAUGGGUUAUGAUUAGUAAGCCUCUGCUAAGUAUUUUGUUUCAGGACUCACUGUGAAUCAAGGAGCAUUGCAACAUUAUAGAACAUUUGGAAAGUAGUAAGGGGGAGUGGGCAGCUGGAAGUCACCCAUUUUCGUAUCCUGCCACAACAGCUUUUAUUACACUUAUUUUCUUCUAGUUGUCAAUGUGCGUCACAUAGUUUUAAUAGUAAAAAUGAAGAAUUUUGUAUCUUUUUAAACAAUUUUAUAUUACAAGUUUCAUAAUUGUAAUUUCAAAAUGAAUGUAUGAAAAUAAGCAAAUGUUCACUAAUUUCAUUUUUCCUCCCUCUGUCAUUGUAAGUAAUCCUACAGGGGACAUCUUAUGCAUGUUCUCACUACCAUGAUCUUCACCUUUUAAAUUAUUCUCUAAGAUUAAAUUUCAAGGAUUGAAAUUACUGGAUCCAUUAGUGUAGACUUAUUUAUAGCUGCUUUUAUAUAUUGCCAUAUUGCUUUCCAGAGAAAUUAUAUAAAUGUAAAAAUAUAAAAUGUUUCAGGGUGGUAUAGUCAGAGGAAUCAUCAAACAAAGGAAGUCUCCUAACAUGAAAAAUACUUUAGAAAGACACUUCAAAAACAUGAAUCAGAAAUGUAAAGUGGUGAUUUUUAGUUCCACCUGCUAUUUUUCACCAAACCAAUGCUGGUAUUCGCCUGAUGAUACAGAAGAGCAGCGGUACUGUGAUAUGCAGCUGGCUUCUCCUCUGAAUAUUUUAUAUAUUAUUACAUAUUUAGGAUAUCAUUUUUGCAUCAAACUCUUUCUUCUGCUAACUGCUAUUUAACAGUUAACUAGAAUUGCUAAAAGCUUCCAUAUUGAUUUUUCCU
Messenger RNA from Ailuropoda melanoleuca (giant panda), 6387 nucleotides. RefSeq names its product intraflagellar transport 25 (gene IFT25). Bases 4962 to 5297 code for a protein of 111 amino acids. The record is from RefSeq and is a predicted model, not a curated record. Gene Ontology annotation, biological process: intraciliary transport; multicellular organism development. Gene Ontology annotation, cellular component: cilium; intraciliary transport particle B; centrosome. The transcript is spliced from 6 exons. NCBI's taxonomy places the organism in Eukaryota, Metazoa, Chordata, Mammalia, Carnivora, Ursidae.